Ailuropoda melanoleuca (giant panda) is the source of this 3182-nucleotide messenger RNA. RefSeq lists its product as uncharacterized. NCBI's taxonomy places the organism in Eukaryota, Metazoa, Chordata, Mammalia, Carnivora, Ursidae. The record is from RefSeq and is a predicted model, not a curated record. The transcript has 3 exons. The coding region runs from base 2203 to 3168 and encodes 321 amino acids.
GUUCUCUGCAUGCGUAGAACGGGGGCUGAAGGCCUAGGCACCCCCUGCGUGCUCCUCAAGGAAGGUGGUAAGUUUGCCCAGGUGGCUGCCACAGGGGCGGCCACACCGGGGCCUGCCCACCUUGCCUUGCCUUGCCCUGGGGGCAAAGGGGCGGGCGCCUGCCCAGUUACCUGCGGUCUGAGAACGGACUGCUCGCCUGGUAGUGUUUGCUCACUGCGCUCUUAAGUGGUUCCAGCCAUUCUGCUUGUUCGUGGGAGUUUGAAUCAUGGACCAGAACUUUUCAGUUAUCAGAUCAACUUCGAGAAGCAUUUGCUGUUAAGCCUGAUGUACUGACUGAUGUGCCCAUGUUUUUGUUGUUGUUUUUCAAUCUAGAUGUGUUGAGAGAGGAAAAUUGAGAAAAGGGACGGGAGGGGCUGAACAUAGAAGUGCACGGCCCCAGCAUGUGACUUUGGCCGCUGUGGUCUUCGGAGUCCUUGACCCACACUCCCUUCAAGGCCGCCGGUGGUCUGGGAAGGAAGACCCGCGCUCGGCCGGGAGUAAGAGCGAGCGCUCUGGGAUCUGGGGAGCCAGGAGCUGUCAGAGCUGGGGUGGUCCUCAGCACAGAGACCUGCAGGUAGGGGUUCCUGGCCGGACAACCAGAGUGCUCAUGGCCCCCGCGCCGAGGGCCUGGCUUGGUGCUGGGCAUCACCGGACAGGUCCUUGUGAGGGUGUUUCUUAAGUUCUGCAUUUAUAUCCCCGGAUUUGGAAACAAGAUCUCUAUUUUAUCCUAAUCCUCAUACCAUUUUUUUUAAUUGAGAAAAAUCACAGGAAAAGGUGCUUUUGAAACACUGGGAAACUUGCUUAUAAAGCUGUACUACUUGGUAAAUCCCUUUUUCCCAAAACUGGCUGUUCUAAGAGCAGCGGGCAAAGGUAGGGCAGGCAGAAAUCACGUCCCUGGCAGCUCUGCUCACCUCCCAGAGACCACCUACUUCCUCAAGCACCAAGGCCUUGUGAGCAUGUGCCUCCUGGGCCCCGGCUGGGGGAACAGCAAGAGGCGGCCCCAGAGAGAGGACAGGGGCUUUGGGCACGACGGACUGGUGGUGGGUUAGGCACUGUCCUUCUUCCUGGCCCCACCUGGGAACUGAACUGGGUGGGGCACCUUGCUGGCUUGGCUCCAAGGACAAGAUGGUGGUGGCACCUUCUGCCUUCUCCUGGGCUUUCUCUGGAAACCAAAAGCCCUUGAGCCCCUAUUCUAUUAAAGUGUCUUCUCCCGCUCUCCCGGGCCCAGUAGGGACCACCUCUGAGUUGUUUCAAACGUGACGUGUGAGUACUUGGCAAGUUCUGUGCCCUGUGUUUGUGUCCUUUCCAUUUGAGUGUGAAGCUAUUUAGCCCCAAAGACCUCAUGGGCAGAAUUGCCGGUGGUGAGCGCGUGCCUUCCUUCCGAGAACAGACACCUGGAAUUUUUCCCUUAGUGUUCAUGUACGUGCAGAUUAAUUUAUAUAUACACAUAGCUACAGUACUCAUCUGAUACUUUACUGAUGAAAUGUCCACCUGGGGUCCACGCUCGAGGGAGCUCACGGCACGUGGCUGUGGGGGAAGGAGCCUGUGUCGGAGGGAACGCCGGUACCCAGGGUGCAGCUGAGGCGGCCCGGCCGGAAACCAUCGGAGUGCCGGAGACGCCAGCCUGCCGGCCUCACUCCCAGAGCCCCGCGCAGGCCAAAGGGCUUUAGAGAGGAUUUUCUUGGUUAUUUAAUUUGUAUUCGUAUUUCAUUUACAACCCAAACAGCAACACAAAAAAUAAAUUACAUGGUGGACAAGUUCACGCAGGACAUAGUGACCCAACCUCGGCACGAGCCUGUCUUUAGAAGGUGGAGAAGCUACAGGCCUGCCCGCCCGGGCGGGUUGUCCUCCCGGCUGCUAGCCCUGCCCACGAAUGGCAAGACUGCCCAGUGGGCAAGCCCGACCUUAAACUUGGAUGGAUGAGCAAGGCCGUUCCCCUUGGCCACUUCAGGAAAGUUCCACUCGCCAUCUCCCACAGCGCUGUGUCCACGGGAUUGGCUCUACGUGACGGAACCGUGCUGUUUUUAGAAAUCACGUUACAUAGACAAAGGGAGAUGAGUCAGACCUGGAGUCUUCAGGUGUCUGUGACCGAUCUUUUCAGGAUCCUGGACUGGCUUUUUAGGCCUGUCCCCACGCAUCCACCAGGCAGGCAACCGUGCUUACAUGCGUCAUUUCUGGUCUACACUGGCACAGACCACGGGGAAGGUAAGGGCAUGGCCUUUUCAACCAGGUCUGGGCAGAGAUUGGGUUGCGCAAGCUGUCAAGGCCUUUCACCCUACUUCUGAACGCUGCGUUGUGGAAGGGGAGGCUUCUGUGGGCUGGGCGGGGGUGGGGGCUCAGGUUGUUUCCCGCUCACCACCAGAGCUGGCAGGCCAUGGAAACCCAGGCUCGCUCACGGGCAGGCCGGUGGCCACGCUCAUCCCCAACAUACCCUCUGCAGAAGAGCCAGAGGAGUGGGUGGCCUCACCCCACCUCGUAGCCCAGGGGAGGGGAGAUCUGCUUGGCCUGGAAGUUGCCGAAAACUACCUCCUCCCCCAACUUCCACUGCAGACUCACCACCCAGCAAAUGGCCCAAAGUUAACGAGUCUCCAGACAACCUGCUCUCCUGAGCACCCCCAAAAGAGCCCACAAAGGGACGUGGGAUGGUUUAUUUGGCGGUCAGACCUUGAAGAGGCCUGCACAGCCAGCGGAUGGCCAACUCCAAGCCCAGAUGCGGGUGGCGGGCUUGGGUGUGCGGAGUGCGGGCUGUGCUGCGAGGCGCCUCUGUCCUUGGAGUGGGGCUGCCUGCCCAGCCUUUUCCUUCUCCUCUCUGGGGUCUUUGCACCAGCUAGACAGCAGCAGCUGCCCCUGCACCGACCACAAAGCACGCAACUCCCUCACCCUUUCAUUCCUGAGGGAAAGCAUACUGUCGUCUUUGCCUUCAAACCAAAAAACCACCUGCCAUCAGAAUGGGCUUUGCUGUUUCUUCUCUUCCCGCCCCCACCUACCCCAUUCCCGACAGCCUUACCAUCUGCAGUCCAACUGUCCCCACGGGGCAGGUCACAGCCAGCCCCUCUCCCCAGCUCCUCCCUCCUCCGGGUUCUGCCCCAAGGCUUCCCUCCAAAGGUGAGGACUGGGAGUAAGUUUUAGUGCCGAUCCUACUG